Procambarus clarkii (red swamp crayfish) is the source of this 1098-nucleotide messenger RNA. RefSeq names its product methyltransferase-like protein 27. The record is from RefSeq and is a predicted model, not a curated record. NCBI's taxonomy places the organism in Eukaryota, Metazoa, Arthropoda, Malacostraca, Decapoda, Cambaridae.
AGCACAUCCAGCAGCCGUCGAGGUAAUCAUACAACAAGGCGGGAAACUGUGUUCUCACAGAGAUAACACCACUAGCAAGAUGGAGAACAAUUUUGAUGAACAAACCGCUGCAUUCCAUAUGAACAGUCUGUUCUUCAAGGAGAAGCGGAGCCCCGGCGAGGUGGCGGACAUCUACUCUGCCUGGUCCAAAACCUACGAGCAGCUGAUGAACUCGAAUACGUACGCGGGGCCAGCGAUGGCAGCGGAGGAGGUGGCAAAGAUGGUGCCAGACACCCGCAGGGAAGAGGUCAGGGUCCUUGACGUCGCCGCUGGCACUGGCAAAGUUGGCAUCGAAUUGUACAAGCGAGGCUUCACGUGGGUGGAGGCGGUGGAGCCAUCUUCGGGUAUGUUGGAGAUACUCUCCAACACCGGCGUCUACUCCAAAGCCUACAAGGACUUCCUCGGCCACGGUGACUCCUCCAUCCCCAAAGCGGCGUUCGACGUAGUGGUGAACGUAGGAGGGAUGGGAGAGGGGCACAUCCCUGUACAAGGCAUCGAUGACAUGAUAUCCUUCGUCAAGCCAGGAGGCCUGGUGGUGGUGGUGAUGCGGCAGGAGUACCUGGACAACGUUGAGGAGUACAGAGGGCGCCUGGAGACACGCAUGAAUCUCUUGGAGAAGAGCGGACAAUGGCACAAGGUGGUGAGGAAGAUGGUGCCUAACUACUUCUGUGAUAAAAGUGGAAUUAUCUUUGUCUACCAAGUUGUGUGAGCUACUUCUAUACCAUGCAAGUGAGGGGCCAGCUUCCGUCUCGCGCCUCCUGACUUAUGGAAGCUUCUCCUCCACUGGUCUCCUGGGGACGGACGUGCGACUGUUCCUUGAUCAAACAAAGUGCUACUUUUCCUUCCUUGCAAACACCCAACGCAACCAGGCACCAGGGACGUUAUUACGGUGUUGGAAAGCUGCUAAGACGUAAAAAUAUACCACAUCCUCCGCCACACCCACUGCAACACCCACUGCCACACCCACUGCCACACCCACUGCCACACCCACUGCCACAUCCUCCGCCACACCCACUGCCACAUCCUCCGCCACACCCACUGCCACAUCCUCCGCCACAC